Molecule: messenger RNA, 1706 nt
Organism: Drosophila gunungcola (fruit fly)
Lineage: Eukaryota; Metazoa; Arthropoda; Insecta; Diptera; Drosophilidae
Product: uridine phosphorylase 2
Exons: 4
Coding region: 588-1640 (350 amino acids)
Biological process (GO): uridine catabolic process; nucleotide catabolic process
Cellular component (GO): cytosol; cytoplasm
Molecular function (GO): uridine phosphorylase activity
Source: RefSeq, a predicted model, not a curated record
CCGGCAAUUGCAGCUGCGAACACAUGGCGCGGGCAGCUGAUGGGGCUCUCUCUCUCUCUGCCCGCGAAAUCUGCCAUUGUCGACCCUGUAUGUGUAUGCCGCUUUCUUUGCGCUCCUGCCCUGUGUGCAAUUCACAUACAUACACGCGGUAAGUGAAUACAUACAUACAAGUAUAUCGCUGCGAAGUACAGUCGCCGCUAAUGGUGAAAACUGGCUGUGCGAAAAAAGGCAGAGAGAGCAAGAGAGAGGGCGGGCUGGGUGGCAACUCAAAAACUCCGCCGGUUGCACUUGGCAACAAGUCGACAAUCGACUCCGAUUGAGGGUCAAGGUCAGCGCUCGCGCAUCAGCUGCUGCUGCGCGCAUGUGUGACGUCGGAGGCGGAGGCUCGCGAAAGCUGUGCUCCAAGUCUCUGUUUAAGGAGCUGCAUGUGGUGACUGCACAUGUCGUUUGGCCAAAGAGGUGUGCCAGCUAAAGGGUAACAACUAAGAAUAUGGAGGAGAAUCCGCUGAGAUCCCUUGUAACACAGACCGCAUCCCAUAGCUGUUGUGAAUGCCCAGAGCAAGACCCUCUCCAAGUUGGUCCGGCAGAUGAAGGAUGGUUGCAAUAAGGAUGAGCAGCCCAAAGAAUCCACCCUGUGCGGUUUGAAUCCUUGUCUGAAGUGCCUGCAGCCUGACAUACUUUAUCAUCUGGGGCUAGACACGGAGACCACUGAUUUCCCCAAAGUGUUCGGCGAUGUGCGGUUCGUUUGCAUGGGGGGUACACCGGGGCGUAUGGAGAAUUUUGCCUACUACUUGAUGCAGGAGAUCGGCCUUAAGAUAAACGCGGCCACCAAACUGCGGGACAUGGCGGAGGCGGGCAAGCGAUUUGCCUUGUUCAAGGUGGGACCCGUGCUAUGUGCCAGCCACGGAAUGGGAUGUCCCUCGAUUUCCAUACUGCUGCACGAGCUCAUCAAGAUGAUGCACCACGCCAAGUGCCAGGAUCCCGUCUUCAUCCGGAUUGGAACCUGUGGUGGCAUUGGUGUCGAUCCCGGAACCGUGGUCAUCUCCUCCGAGGCGGUGGAUGGUCGGCUCAAUCCCGCCCACGAGAUCCUGGUACACGGCGUCAGUGUCCAACAUGCCAGCCAGUUGGACGAGGGUCUGGCCGAUGACAUCAAGUCGUGCCACGAUCCCAGCAAGGACAAUUAUGAAACCAUCAUCGGACGGACGAUGUGUACCCAUGAUUUCUACGAGGGUCAGUCUCGAUUGGAUGGCGCCUUUUGCGAGUACACACCCGAAAUGAAAAAGACCUACUUGGAGGAGCUUCAGAACCAGGGAGUGAAGAACAUCGAGAUGGAGAGUCUGGCUUUGGCCGCUCUUACCAGCAGGGCCAAUAUAAGGGCCGCAGUGGUCUGCGUGGCCAUAUUAAAUCGCCUCAAUGGAGAUCAGAUCAAAACGCCGCAUGAAAUUUUGGCAAAAUGGGAGAAGCGACCGCAGGUGCUAGUGGCCCGCUACAUACGCAAAGUUCUGUACUUCCACGAAAAUGAUUCCGACUGGGAAGAACCUGACGAGGAUGAGUGCGAAGGAGAAGCUCCAGAGAAGGGUGCGACUCCACAAGGCGGUGCUGGAGACACCCAAAACGCGCCCCCAGAGGAGGCUGAAUAAUAUACUUGGACUGGAAAUACUCAUUGUCGACUUGUGACUGCACCAACGAUUUCUUUAAGGGUGCUA